Molecule: messenger RNA, 952 nt
Organism: Boeremia exigua
Lineage: Eukaryota; Fungi; Ascomycota; Dothideomycetes; Pleosporales; Didymellaceae
Exons: 1
Coding region: 354-896 (180 amino acids)
Source: RefSeq, a predicted model, not a curated record
UGCAGGCAUAUCGUUAUGUUAACAGAGCUUAACAAUACAUGUAAUGUGUACGAGGAGGUUGGAGUAGACCAAAGUGAUGCGAUAUAAGGGGAUGCGGAGACCAUAACGUUAUGCUUACGGUCAAGCUAACCGGAUUUGAUCGGCACAGCACUAGAAUGACCAUCUGUGAUUGGUUAGGCAGCACGCUGGUUUUGGGUGUCUGACGGCCGACUUCAACAUAACGUUCGUAGCUGAUCGUAACAACGAAAGCUGAAAGGAAUGAUGAAAGCUGAUAGCAAUGAUGAAAGCUGACAUCCAGAAUGUAAAGUAAGGCAACACUCUGUCUGGCAGUUAUAAGAGUGCAAAGCGAAUGCAUGUACAGCACUCACGAACACAUUGCAAGCUCAUCCUACCCAUUCAUCAUUGCCAAUACAGACUUCAUCAACAUGUCCUACACAUCGCACAAUGCAAGCAGCCCUCUUCUUGAUGCUACACUCAACGCCAAGACUGAUCGCUCGGUCGAACCAAUCUCAUCAAGCACACUCUGGGCUGUCAAAGCGCUCUCUUACAUGCGAAUUGCUACAGGAGCAGCAUGCCUUGUAGCACCCCAGUUCACAUGCGCACUGUUCAAAUAUAAUGUGCCAGUUGGCUCAGCUCUGCUUGUGCGUAUGGUUGGGGCUCGCGACGGUGUGCUGGGCGAGCUACUGCUCACGGCUGAGGACAAAGAAGCCCCUGACGGAGGAAGACGGGAGAUGAGAAGGGCACUGUGGACGGGUAUUGCAGCGGAUGCUAUCGAUAUUGGUAGUCUGACGUAUGCUGUUGCGAAGGGUCAUGUGGGGAAGCCAACAGGAGGACUGUUUGGUGCUGGAGCUGUUGUUUUCAUGGGGCUGGGUGCGUGGGGAUUGAGGGGAUUGUGAAUAGUCUGUGAUUUGGUGGGACGGAAGAGGUGUUUUAAAGUAAUUCGAAAUGACCA